AUGGUGGUCUCCCCGCCUCACCCCUUCGACCCCAUCACGCCCACUGAAAUCCAGCUCGCCGUGCGCAUCUUAGAGGCAACCUUCCCCGGAGUCUCUCUGCGAUACAAGAGAAUCGAUGUCAAUGAACCAAUCAAGAAAGAUGUCGUGCCAUACAUCGAAGCAGAAAGGCUGCGAAGGCCGCUCCCCGCCCCUCCAGCUCGUCUUCUAUAUACCCUCUUCCACCGUCUAGACACCGGCGCAUUCUAUAAGGCCAUCCUGAACGCUGAUAGUCGUACAAUUGUCUAUGCGAAGGAGCUCCCACGUGAAGUCCAGGGACCUAUUGAUGUUGAUGAAAUUACGGAGAUCGAGGAGAUGUGCAUGAAGCAUCCUGCCGUGCUCGCAGAGAUUGAAAAAAUGCAAUUGCCCCCGGGUGUCACUGUCUGCAAUGACCCAUGGAUGUAUGGCACGGACAGCGAAACCGAAACUCGAAGGCUUUUCCAGUGCUUCAUGUAUUUGGUUGAAGUUGACCACCCCCAGAACAACCAUUACUCGCUGCCCUGCAAGUUUUCCCCAGUGUUCGAUGGUCUCACGCACGAGCUCAUCCGGAUGGAUUAUCUCCCGGGUGGGGCGGAUCACGCAAAUACAGAAACACAACCUUGGAAGCCCGUGAAGACGAUUCAGUACGCUCAUGACAUCCUUGAUGAGCCCCUUCGGACCGACCUGAAGCCCUAUAUUGUCCAGCAACCAGAAGGCCCGUCCUUUACUUCAGAUGGAAACUCAGUUUACUGGCAGAAAUGGCGCUUCCGGGUUGGUUUCAAUAUUCGCGAGGGCCUGGUCCUUUAUAACAUCCUUUACGACAACCGUAACGUUUUCUACCGCCUAUCUAUUUCUGAGAUGACGGUCCCCUAUGGAGAUCCUCGAGCCCCGUACCACCGAAAGCAAGCCUUUGAUGUUGGUGAUGCCGGCUUCGGUAUGAAUGCGAACCAGCUGUCUCUUGGAUGUGAUUGCUUGGGGCAUAUUAAGUACUUCGAUGGCUAUCGGAAUGAUUCCAAGGGGAACCCCGUCCAGCUGAAGAAUGUGAUUUGCAUGCACGAACAGGAUAAUGGUUUGCAGCACAAGCAUACCAACUAUCGAUCUGGCGCUGCUACCGUUGUGCGAAACCGCCAACUAGUCCUACAGAUGAUAUGCACCGUGGCAAACUAUGAGUAUAUCUUUGCUUAUAUUUUCGACCAGGCCGGCGGCAUCGAGCUCGAAAUCCGUGCGACGGGGAUCCUCUCAACAGUUCCCUUUGAUAAUGAGAAUGGCAAAACUGUUCCAUGGGGUACUAACGUGGGCCCCGGAGUCAUGGCGCCCUUCCAUCAGCACAUGUUCUCAUUCCGAAUCGAUCCAGCAAUCGAUGGUUUCAAGAACACUGUGUACUAUGAAGACAGUGUGCCUAUGCCAGAAGAUGAGAACAAUCCCUGGCUCGUUGGCUACACUACCGAGUCUAACGUCAUGAAGACAUCUGGCUCGGCCAAUACCAGCAUUGAUCGCCAUCGUGUCUUCAAGAUCCGCAACGAUAAUAUCAAUAACCCGAUUACAUAUAAGCCGGUUUCCUACAAACUCCAGGCCGCGCCAAGCCAAAUGUUACUGGUCAGCAAGAAUGCGCUUGGUUAUCGCAGAGCUGAAUUCGCGACCAAGCCUAUCUGGGUCACUAAAUAUCAGGAUGACGAGCUUUACGCAGCUGGAGAAUUCACCAACCAAAGCCGGCGGGCUGAAGGUGUAGAAACCUGGGUACGGCGAAAGGACAAUGUCGAAAACGAAGAUGUUGUCUUAUGGCAUACUUUUGGCCUUACCCACAAUCCUCGUAUUGAAGAUUUCCCAAUCAUGCCUAUGGAGCGCGUUAGUGUGAUGUUGAAGCCCGACGGCUUCUUCACCAAGAACCCUGCUUUAGAUGUCCCGCAGUCGGCCCAGGCCUUUAACAAAUCCACACUUCACGCCGAGGCGACUAGUUGCUGCGGACACACCGGCGGUGCAAGCGUCAGCAAGGCCAAACUAUACAAAAGGUUGGACUAA
This is a messenger RNA of Penicillium chermesinum, 2034 nucleotides long. RefSeq lists its product as uncharacterized. The record is from RefSeq and is a predicted model, not a curated record. The transcript has 4 exons. Gene Ontology annotation, biological process: amine metabolic process. Bases 1 to 2034 code for a protein of 677 amino acids. NCBI's taxonomy places the organism in Eukaryota, Fungi, Ascomycota, Eurotiomycetes, Eurotiales, Aspergillaceae. Gene Ontology annotation, molecular function: copper ion binding; quinone binding; primary methylamine oxidase activity.